AUGACUGACGAAUAUGCCGAUUUAAAAUUGAUGCUGCAGCAACAGCUUAAAUUGAUGUCCGUGCUAACCGAAAAGCUUUCCAGUUCUUCCCUUCGUGCAGGUCCGAGCGCCAAUUCUCAGUCAUUGGACCAUGUGGUUAGCGGCAUCAGCGAAUUCCUGUACGACGCCAAGGCCGGGGUAACGUUCGAAUCCUGGUACAAGCGGUACGAGGACCUGUUCACCGUUGACUUGGCUUGCCAGGACGACGCGUGGAAGGUCCGCCUGCUUCUGCGCAAACUUGGUACCCUCGAACACCAGCGCUACACCAAUUUCAUCUUGCCGAGGAACCCACGGGACGUUACCUUUGACGACACGGUCCGAACGUUGUCACAGAUUUUUGGCGAGCAGUCCUCCCUGUUCAAUGCUCGUUACCAAUGUCUGCAGCUGGUCAAACGUGAUGCCGACGACUUCAUCACGUACGCGGGCGUGGUCAACCGUGAAUGCCAACGUUUUCAACUUGGCUCGCUCACCGAGGACCAAUUCAAAUGCCUGAUCUUCGUCUCUGGCCUCCAGUCUCCACACGAUGCCGAUAUCCGGACGCGCCUCCUGUCCAAGCUACAACAGGAUAGCUCAGUCACACUCCAGAACCUGGCCGAGGAGUGUCAAACGCUGCUCAACCUGAAGCACGAUUCUGCAAUGAUCCAGAACGCCGCCGCACCUGGUAUGGUCCAGGCAGUCACAGCACCGAGGGCGCAAUCGUCCGCGCGCCCCACCCAAUCCGACCGAGCGAAGUCCCCACCCUACGCGUGCCGAUUCUGUGGUGCCUGGCAUUUCCACCGCGACUGCAAGUUCCGCCAGCAUCGUUGUCAACGUUGUGGCAGGGUGGGGCACCGGGAUGGUUACUGCCAUCCUCCAUCUCCCAAGGGGGCCAAAACUGGGCUGGCCCCCACCCGCGAUCCAAAGAAGAGGUCCCGACCCAGACGCACACCCAAACCUGGUCCGGUUGGCAGCUCCCUGAGCCUGCUGGCCACGUUCCAAAUCAACGCUGCGGAUCGGAGAAAGUUCGUCGACGUCCUGAUCAACGGUCAGUCGGUCCGAUUGCAGUUGGACACUGCGUCGGACAUCACGAUCAUCUCCGAGGAUCUCUGGCGAUCCCUUGGCAAGCCACCUUUCGAACCGACCUCCCAAUCUGCCACCAGCGCCUGUGGUGGUCGCGUGCAGCUAACUGGGCAGCUGCACUGCUCCGUCUCCUUCCGGGGCGCCACGUUCAACGCGAUCUGCUACAUCACAAAGGCGAAGCUCAACCUGCUUGGUCUCGACUGGCUCGAAACCCUUGGCUUGGCCGAUCUUCCUCUUCGGGCCAUCUGCAAUGCGGUACAUUCUCCGACAGUACCAAACGAUCGAACCGCCGACAUCAUCAGACAGUUCGCCCCGGUAUUCCAGGAUGGUCUUGGCCGCUGUACACGCACCCGCGCCGCGUUACAGCUUGUACCUGGUGCUCAACCGGUAUUCCGUCCCAAAAGGCCUGUCCCAUACGCAGCCUUACCCUUGGUCGAUGCCGAACUCCAACGUUUGGAAGACAUGGGCGUCCUGGUGCCUGUGUCCUAUUCCGCCUGGGCAGCGCCGAUCGUCGUGGUCAAGAAGCCGAAUGGAUCCCUCCGCAUCUGUGCCGAUUUCUCCACUGGUCUCAACGCAGCACUAGAGCCAAAUUGCUACCCGCUACCGAUCCCAGCCGAUCUCUUCACGAUACUCAACGGUGGAACCUGUUUCGCUAAAAUCGACCUGGCAGACGCCUACCUGCAGAUCGAGGUCGCCCCUGAGUCACAAGCCCUCCUGACGAUCAAUACGCAUCGUGGUCUUCUCCAGUACACCAGACUCCCAUUUGGUGUCAAGACGGCUCCAGCUAUUUUCCAACAGACAAUGGACGCUAUGAUCUCUGGUAUUCCGGGUACGGCCGCGUACCUGGACGAUCUACUCAUUGUUGGUCGCACCCCAGAAGAGCUACGAGAGCGCCUGGCUGCAGUCCUUCAACGGGUCCAGGAGUACGGUUUCCGCCUGAAACCUGAGAAAUGCCAAUUCUUCCUUCCGUCGAUCAAAUACCUUGGUUUCGUUUUCGAUGCCCAUGGCCGUCAUCCUGAUCCUGAGAACGUCAGAGCCAUCCAGCAGAUGCCAGCUCCAGCGGAUGUGUCACAACUGCGGUCCUUCUUGGGUCUUAUCAGCUACUACAGCGCCUUCCUGCCAUCGCUACACGAUGUUCGAGCCCCGCUCAAUCGGUUGUUGCAGAAGGACGUUCCUUGGCACUGGUCCCCCGCAUGCGAAAAAGUUUUCGUUCGCCUGAAAGCCAUGCUGAGUUCUGAUCUACUGUUGACCCAUUACGACCCAGCCUUACCGAUUUUGGUCGCUGCUGAUGCUUCUGCCUACGGGAUCGGAGCAGUUCUCUCCCAUCGAUUCCCAGAUGGCUCCGAGAAAGCUGUUAUGCACGUCUCCCGCACCCUGACGCCUGCGGAGAAGAACUAUGGUCAGAUAGAGAAGGAAGCCCUUGCCAUUGUCUUUGCCGUCACCAAGUUCCACAAGAUGCUGUAUGGCCGACGGUUCACGCUACUGACCGAUCACAAGCCCCUACUUUCAAUCUUCGGUUCAAAGAAGGGCAUUCCGGCAUACUCGGCUAGUCGACUUCAGCGUUGGGCGGUCAUCCUUCUUGGUUACGACUUCGAAAUCCGCUACUGCCGUACUCAGGAUUUUGGUCAAGCCGACGGUCUCUCCCGCCUCAUUUCCAAACAUGCCGCAGUAGAAGACACAGUGAUUGCCGCUGUAACCGUCGAGGACGACGUUCGUUAUCAACUAUCGAACGCUAUUCGAAGUCUCCCUAUCACUGCCGCCGACAUACGUCGUGCAACUGCUCAAGACCCUGUCUUGCAGAAAGCCGUCACUUACGUUCAGACGUGCUGGCCAAACACUACCUUGUCUGGUGAACUCAAACAACUGCAUCAACGCCGCGACUCCCUUUCCGUGGUCGAUUCCUGUCUCAUGACUGCAGAUCGAGUUGUCGUUCCUUCAUGUCUCCGGCAA
Molecule: messenger RNA, 3048 nt
Organism: Dicrocoelium dendriticum
Lineage: Eukaryota; Metazoa; Platyhelminthes; Trematoda; Plagiorchiida; Dicrocoeliidae
Source: the annotation of a GenBank genome assembly